AUGUAUUUCCAUUACCGCAUCCAUGGCGUUCUUCUUCUUGUUCUUUUCUUUCUCUCAAUUUUCUCUUCUUCUUCUUCAUCAACGAGUCAAAUCAACUCCAACUCAGUUCUAGUAGCACUUCUCGACUCACAUUACACUGAACUCGUUGAACUCAUUGAAAAAGCUAUGCUAUUACAAACACUAGAAAACACUGUUGCAACCCACAAUAUCACCAUUUUCGCACCAAACAACGAAGCUCUUGAACGUAAUCUCGACUCCGAUUUCAAACAGUUUCUUCUCGAACCCGUGCUUCUUGACUCUGAUCAGAAGCUCGCCAUGCCACAACCCACUCCGCUAGAAGCCACUCCAAUGCCAGAUCUGCGCCCCUUUCGCGCCGUUCAUGCCCAACAUCACUACCACCUCCCAUUCAGAUCUCAAUCAUUGUCGACAUCUUGA
This is a messenger RNA of Vicia faba (fava bean), 435 nucleotides long. Lineage: Eukaryota; Viridiplantae; Streptophyta; Magnoliopsida; Fabales; Fabaceae. The record is from the annotation of a GenBank genome assembly.